AUGGCGUUGUUGAGCUGCUGGAAUUCUUCAGGAGGCAGCGAGGAAGAGCUGUGGGACAUCCAUGGUGCUGAUCCAAAGUAUUGCUUGAUGGUGACACCGGCUCCAGUAGCACAGACACUUCCAGGGACCAGCAAGGUGGCACCUAAGCAUACCUCCGCCAUCAAUGCAGGGGCUACCGCCGAAAAUUUGGUAGCUGAGCUUCUUGACACAAGGGAGCUUGUUGUAGUGGUUCGGGGAAUCAUUAAGAAUGUGGGCACUCUUUCUGGGCCAUUCUUGAAAAUGGGUUGUAUCUUAGGCCUCAGAGUCUCUCCUACUUACAGGAGAAAAAGGGUUGCACUAAGACUUGUGACCGCAACUGAAGAAUGGAUGGUGAGAAAUGGAGUUGAGUAUGCAUUGUUAGCCACUGAAAAUAACAAUGAUGCGUCUAAAAACCUAUUCACCAUCAAAUCCAACUAUGUGAAUCUCAGCUCACUUGUCAUAUUUGUCCAACCAACUAGUUCCCUUACAAAGAAAAUUUCCAUGGAUAUAAAAAUAGACAAAGUGGACAUAGAUCUAGCAAUUUCGUUGUACAAAAGAACCAUGAGGACCAAAGAUUUGUAUCCAUUGGACAUGGAUGUUAUUCUGAAGGAGAAACUCAACUUAAGAACAUGGGUAUGCUACUACAAAGAAGAGGGAUGA
Messenger RNA from Glycine soja, 678 nucleotides. RefSeq names its product probable N-acetyltransferase HLS1-like. Lineage: Eukaryota; Viridiplantae; Streptophyta; Magnoliopsida; Fabales; Fabaceae. The transcript is spliced from 5 exons. The coding region runs from base 1 to 678 and encodes 225 amino acids. Gene Ontology annotation, molecular function: acyltransferase activity, transferring groups other than amino-acyl groups. The record is from RefSeq and is a predicted model, not a curated record.